This is a messenger RNA of Schistosoma rodhaini, 6777 nucleotides long. The record is from the annotation of a GenBank genome assembly. Lineage: Eukaryota; Metazoa; Platyhelminthes; Trematoda; Strigeidida; Schistosomatidae.
GACGGACAUGUAUUUUAGUAUUCUUAAUAUCACCAAUUUGAAUAAGAGAAUUUCGUCUCAGCUGAUCUACACACAAACAUUCUGUAAAAUCUGCGAUGCAUAAAUAAAUAUAUAUAUGUAUUAGAUAUCAGUAUUAUUACUAUUAUUAAAAUAUAUUCCUUGUGUAUUGGUUUCCUUAACUGAAAUUUAUUUCUUCUGGCAUCUAUCAUUCACAGUUCUAUUCUUUUGUGAUAUCACGGACGUGUGCUAAUAUACACUUGGUUACUUGUCUGACACAUCUAAAAAGAUAAUAAUAAUAAUAAGUUUGUUUGUCCAACAGAAAUAUUUAUUUAUAUAUACAUUAAUUUUUUCAUUCAUCAAUAUAACAUUUUUUAUAUCAUGGAUAAUCCCAUGGAUGAUAACAAUAUCACGAAUUCUCAAAUGACUGAUAUGACAGAAACAACGAUUAUGAAAACAACUACUACCAACUAUACAAAUCCUAUUGAAGCAACUGUAAUCAAUACUACUGAUAAUAAUGAUAAUAAUAAUACUCAUAUUUCUUUUCAGCAUUCUAGAAACAUUAAAAUUGAAAAAACUGAUAAUAAUAUCAAGGCUGAUAAUGUUGAUGAUGAUGAUCGUAAUGAUGAUCAAAGUAAAACCCUAAUUCAUAUACUACGAUGCAAACAUUGUAAUUUCGAGUCAAUAUUACGUUCACGUUUCGAUAGACAUUUACCAUGUUCACAACAAAUGGACACUUAUCGAUUAUAUACAUGUUCAUUAUGUUUCACCAGUUCAACAUCGAAAUUAAUUAUGGAUGAACAUAAAAGAGUGCAUCAUUUGAACACCAUUAAAAAUAUAAUCAUUGAAAGUAUUGAACCAUUUAUUAAAGACAAUGUAGAGCAGCAAACUACAUCAAAUUCGUCUAUUCAAAAUUCUUCUAGUAAAUUAUCCACAUUGAAUUGUGACUUACAGAAUUCUCCAAUUACUUCAACAAUAAAUCAUUUUUCUCCAACAAUAACAUUAUCUCAUAAUGUUAGUAAAGCAUUAAAUUAUUCCAAUCUAAUGAAUGUUGUACAAAGUCAAUCAUUUAAUCCAAUCAAAAGUUUUUAUAACAGUAUGGAACAAAUGUAUGAAAGUAAACAACAACACCAAUCACCAUCAUCUCAACAUUCACACUCUCAUCACCAACAAGAUCAUCAGAAAUUAUCACAAAUCAUCGGUUUUGUACCACUUGUAAAUUCAAAACAUUAUGAUGCAAAUUUGUUAGAUUUCAAUCAGACUAAUAAUUAUAAUCAUAAUCCAUUUGGUAAAGAUACAAUUCCAACCGGCUUGAACUUACCAUCAUCAUUACAACAAACACCAGUGAAUUACACAACAGGGAUUAGUUCAACAGGUCGAUGGAUGUUUUCACAUAAUCGUUCAGUUAUACAAUGUUUCAUUUGUCGUCAGUCUAUAAUGAAUACCGGUGGAAACGAUGAUGGGAUUGGUAGUGGUAAUAGUGAAAUCGAGAAUCUUGUCAAACAUUUAACAAUUGCACAUAUGCUACCAUUACCAAUUGUUAUGAAUUAUGUAAUAGCAUACAUGACUGAGAAAUUGACUGAAUAUAAUCCGCUUGAUAUAAGAAUUAAUAAAGUUAAUAAUGAUAAUAAUAAUUCUACUAUUGAGUCUAUAACAGCAUCACAUACUACUGUAACUACCAAUGAUACUACUGUUACUACUAAAAAUAGUCAAAAUGCACAAAAGUUUGUAAAUAGAUUGAACAUUGAUCCAUCAUGGAAUACUGUUCAUAGUAGUGAGAAUACUUUACCUCUUAAUAUACCGAAUGUCUUGUACAAAGAUUGUAAAUUAAAUCAAUGCGAAGCUGAGAAUUUGGAAAAUUUCUCUUUAAAAGUUCCAUUACCACCGCCACAAUCACAACCUACUCCAUGGACAGCAAUUAAACAACCAACAUCGAGCAUUGGAUAUGAUCUUCAUGAUCAUGUUAACAAUAAUUAUUGGAUAUGUCCACAUUGUAAUAUACAGUUUGAUAAUUUCCAACAAUUCCAUUUACAUUUUACACAAAAUCAUAAUUCUUUACUGUCAGAUAUGAAUUUAUUCAAUUUCAUUGAAGGCAAUUCGUUCAGUAAUAAUAAUAAUAAUAAUAAUAAUAAUAAUAAUAAUAAUAGUUCAACUACAAAUUCAUUAUUAUCAUCACAAAUGUUAUUGUCAGCAAUUCAACCGAAAUCGAUUAACACAGCAAUAAUCAGUCAUUCAAUGGUCACUGGAAAUAAUAAUAAUAGUACCGAGGAUAUAUCCCUAAUGCCUGUAAUUAAUGAGGUAUUGAAUGAUUGUAAUGAUUGGUUAAGAAAUUAUAAUAAAACUCAUAAAAAUACAAAUGAAUUUAAUCUAUUAACUAAUACAUCUAUGGUUCAAACAAAUUUCGCGGCAUUGGCAGCAGCCACGGUAGCUGCAUAUGGUAAUUUACCUGGAUCUAAAAAACAUGAACAAUUACAUAAGACAUCAUCAAUCAAUGAGUUUGAUUCGAAUCUCUUCAGUAUAUCGACUUCAACAAUUGAAAUGAUGAAUACUAUUAGUUCACCUAUUGAAAUAUUAAACAGUACUUCUACGAUUACUAAAUCUACCCCUUGUAAUCUUAGUACUACUGAUAGUAUAAACAGUAGCAUUUGCAGCAGUAGUAUUGAUAUGAUUGUGAGAAACAAUCGAAAUCAAAUGAAUAUGACCGAACAGAAAAGAAAACUUAAUGAAUCCCUACAUGCACGAAAACCAUGUUUGUCCGAAGUGAAACGCACAAAAUUUGAAGAGAAUGAAAACAGUAAUAUUGAAGAAAUGGGAUUGACUAGUCAAAAACAAGAUCAAAAUAAUAAUGAUUUUUGGAAACUACUCAAUUUAUUUCCACAUUUCCCAAUGUUGUGGCCUCCUUCUUCAGCUUCUGGUUUUGAUCCUGCUUCUUCUUCAUCAUCAUCGUUGUUAAAAUCUUCGUAUAAUGAAUUAAACAAUAACGAGUUAUUGCAAAAGUAUGCUAAGCAUACAAUUCAGUCAUUAGAGAAAAAUCAAACAUUAUUUAACAAUAAUAUUGCCACUCAUACUACUAAUAAUAGCAAUAAUAAAACCCAUUUUACCGAACGAAUAACAGAGAUCAAUGAUAUUAAUUGUUCAUCAACAAGGAACAAUUUAAAAUUGAAUAUUGAAAAUUUCAAUAAUCACUAUAACAAUCGAACAAUAACAUCAUCACCACAUGUUGAAUUAACUAUAUCAAACAAUAAUGAUAAUAAUACGAGUAUUAAUCUUUCUACAACCAUUACUAAUACUAGUAAUAUAACAACAAUAAAUAAAAAUGAUAAUCAUUGGAGUGUUAACUGUACACCUGUUUGUUCAACCUUCCAUCAUACUCCACAUUCAUAUUCAUUUGAAUAUAAUAAUAAUCCUAAUAAAUUGAACAUUGAACAAGAAAAUAUUGACAAGUUGACUGCAUUGGAAUCGGAGAACCUUAUCCAUAAUUCAUAUGAUCAUAUCAAUAGUCCAGUUCAGCAAAAUGCAAACAAUACAAUUAGUUGUAAUAUUAAUAAUAGUACAUGCAGUAAUGUAUCGAAUGAAUUAUAUGAUCAAAAUUUACCAUGUUCUACACCGGAACAACAACAAACACAUUCGACUACUAAUACUACUACUUCUAUUACUUCUACUGGUAGUACAAUACAUAUUAAUGGUGCUGUACACAAUACAUUAAGAAAAACACGUUCUGAUAUGAAAGUAAUACAUAGAUAUUUAAUACAAAUUAAACAUGACACACGAGAAAUUCAUCAAAUACCUUGUCAUGAAUUAGACAGUUAUAUACAAGACUUUGUACUUACCGCGAAAAAGAAAGAUGGACACGAGUAUGAACCGGAAUCAUUGAAAGCUUUUGUACAUUCACUGGAAAGACAUUUAAAACAUCAUGGCUAUUCACAUUCAGUGCUUAAAGGUAAUGCAUUUUCUGGAACACGAUCUGUGUUGAAUCAACGUUUAAAUGAAUUACGUGCACUCAGUAGAUCUGGUGCAUCAACUAAUGGUGUAUAUGCCUAUCCAGCAAAUGGAGCCAAUAAUCAAAACAACAGUAACAAACGUAUAUCCGGAGUUGGUAAUGAUUCAACACCAGAGAAUAGACCAAUUAAUUAUACAAGAAAGCAUAAUUCCAAUCCAAAUGGAUUAUCUUCAGCUGAACUACUUAAAGCUCGUAUACUUGGUACAGAUAAUCCUCAGGCAAUACUGAAUAGUUUAUGGCUUAUGAACAGAACUCAAUUCAAUAUUGGUGGUACACAAAGACAUCGAAAUUUAGUUUGGGGUCAAUUUCAACUGAUCACUGAUGAUAAUGGAAUUAAAGCGAUUAAAUUCACUCCAUUAUUUGAAUCCGCCGAAGUACGUUAUUGUCGUGGUUAUGGUGGAACACGUGGUGGUGCUGCAAAUCAUGAUCCAUUAGCAAAAACACAACCACUUAGUUGUACCGGUAGUGCUAAACGUCAGCCUCUUCCAUUUAAUUGUGUAGAAUUAUUUGAAAUAUAUGCCAACUUAAGACCAUUAGAAGCUCGUGGAGUUUCCGAGCCAUUCUAUCUAUGUCCAGAUGUUAAUUGGGAACAACAAAAUGAAAAUAGAGUUUGUAAUAGUUGGUUUAAAUCAAAUGCAGCUGGAUCACAAUUACUAUCACGUAUACCACGUUCACUUGGUUUGAAACCUUCUAAAGAGCCAAUUUCGACGUCCGGAAUAAAUCCAUCUAAUAUGCAUAAGUUACAAACAUCAAAUUCAUUAAUUACUAAUCAAAUUAAAGAUUCCGAUAGAUUAAUCACAGAUCAUUGUAAUCAAAUUUUGUCAAAUUUAUCCAAUUACCGAGAUAUUUGUCAGAUGCAAUCACAAAAUCACACCAUCACUAAUGAUAAUAAUAGUAAUAAUGUUAAUUAUAACAAUAAUUAUUAUUUCAAUAAUCUUAGUCGUUCAAUAUUCAAUCCCAGUUUAAUUCCACAGAACUUAUUCAACUUUUUCCCUUUUCUAUUUCCACCAACAUCAUCGUCGACAGCUAUAAUAACAACAACGGCAACAACGUUAGCACCGUCGGUGAAUGAGCAAAGUUUAACUUCUCAUUCAUUAUUAAAUGCAUCAUUUCAAUUACCUAGUAUUAUGCAAAAUUUAAAUUCUAGUAUAUUUCAACAAACGUUUAAGGAGAAUUUCUCAAAUAUUGGUGAGGAGUAUAAUAAUAAUAAUAAUAAUAAUAAUAAUAAUCGUGAUAAUUUUCAGUUUUCACAUGAACAAUUUGAACAAGAACAGUGUGGGCACGAUUCAACUCCGAAUAAAAUUUCUUCAACAACAGCCGGCGAUGAAGAUAACGAUGAUAGUAGAGGAGAAGGAGAACAAAUCGAUGUAAAUGAAGAAGGUGAACUAGAUGUAGACGAUGAGGAAAGGCAAAAUAUUGAAAUAAUUAAUUCAAAUUGUUUUUCUCCAAAGUCAGAAACUGAACAAGAAAUUGAAAAUUUAUCAACAUUAGAUAAUAAUUCAUCGAAAUUACUUACAAAAUUAUCUUCAGAAAUUAGAAAUGAUCUGCUUCAUACUCCUGAUGGAAGUGAACAAUAUGAAUCUGUUGUAAAUAGUUCACAUCACUCAAAAUCGUUAUCCUCAUCCUCGUGUUUAUCUUCAUCUUCCCCUUCUUCUGCUUCUUCACGCUCACCGUCAUCGGAGAUUGGAACAUUUAGUCGAAAAAUUCACCAUCAGCGUCAUCAUCGUCGUCACCCCCACUCUGACCAUCAACGUCAUCGUCAACGACUUGAAAUAAAAUCAACCCAUACAUCAUAUCAACACAAUCAACAGGAAGAUAAUUUCGACUGUAGACCAACAGACGAUUACAAUAAAGAGCACUGGUCAUCACCAUCAUCAUCGGAGUCAUCAUCACCAUCUCCUCGUUUAACAACACCUUUAUCAACGAUAGUAACAAAUACUAAUAUGUCAGUGGCAUCAACGUUAUUAUCAACAACACCGUCGUCAACACCAUUGAUUAAAAGUACAACAUCAAUGUUAGCCCGAUUCAACAAAAUUACAUAAAUUAACACAAUGUAAAAUUGAACAUGGAAGUUUUGUAAUAACAACAUUGUGUAUUACUCUUCACUUUUCUUCACUUGUCAGAGUAAAAUCACAAUCUUACAAAACAAAACAAAAUCUGUUUACUGUAAAUGAAUCAAUGGAUUAUUAAGUUUAUGAUGUGUUAUUAUUAUCAUUAUUAUUACAAGAUAGAUUGAACAUAAUUAGGAAUUUCAUGUGUUUUUUCUAUCUCUUCCUUUUAUAUUUGUACAUACAAAACUCAAAAAACACACACACACAUCUCACUCUCUUUUACUUUAAACGAUUUUAAUCCAUUUACUAUCUAUUGUGACAGCAUGUAUUAGUAUUAAUGAUAUAUUUGUGAUGACUUUAAGAAUUAUUGACUAUAAGAGAGUAGAAUGAAUAAAAACGCACACAAUUUCUUCUGUUUUGCACACUUUUACAAUUUUCAUAAUUAUCAAUAUCAAACAUGUUCUAUUUAAGUAGUAUAUACAUUGUAAAGGUUAAAAUUAUUAUAAUUAAUACAAGUACUGGUAUUAAAUAAAUAGACUUUUUAUUAUUACAUUGUUGAUUAGUAUUACUACUAAUUGUACAAUUGUAUACUUUCUACCCCUUAUUACUUUUACCUCCCUCUUAACAAGCUUCCAAAAAUCUGUUUUGUUCAACUUAUUGGAGUAAAUUGUCUAAUAGUUAGUAAUACUACUACUAACACUAUUAAUAUUUGGUAGAAAAUAAAAUUAG